CUAAGUUCAUUCAUUCAUUUUCGGCUGUUUUACGCACGUUUGUUUUGACUGGAGGCAAUCGUGAAUGGUGACCGAGUCUGAAUCCAGUCUGGAUCGUCUGGUUGUGUUUAUAAUUAAAAAUCCUAAAAAUAUCACUUAAUGAUAAUGAAUAACGAUAAGUUAAUCGCAGAAUUGAAACAAAAACUACAAGAUUCCAGCAGAAUUGUAGGCAUCUACAGCUGGUUAAUUGAUUCGUACGUUUUGGAUUUCUACGUGGACAAUCACUGGGAGCGUUUGCCAACAAAUUGGAAGCUAUGUUUCGAUGGGCUCGAUAUACGAAAGCUUAGAGAUUUGUUGAACGAAGCUCCGCAAGACAAAGAAUCUCAUGUAUGGCCAUUGUCUGUUCUAGCGUUGCGAGUCUUGUUUCGCAAGUAUUGCCUGACACGGAAUCUUCCAACCCAAGAGGACAAUCUGGGAGCAGCCUUGGAAAAAGAACGAACCAGAUUUCAAGCGCAACAUAAGCUGUUUAACAAAUCGGUGAAGCUGAAAAAACGCCACGAGAUUGAGAAGUUUGGUGAGCAAUGUUGGAGAACCGGACGAAAAACAAAUGUGCAACAUUUGGUCGAUAUUGGAUCGGGGCAGGGCAAUUUAGCACGAACUUUGUGCUACGGGUUUGGCUUCAAGGUAUGCUGUAUCGAGCAGGACCAAAAGUUAAUCGAAUCGGCGAGACAGAAGGAUGAGGAGCUGUCCUCUCGAUUAAAGCGGCAGUUGAAGUUUGAAACGAUGCACCACCCCAUUCAUCUCAGCAAAAAGGUGAAUCUGGAAGAAAUCGACCCCAGUCAGUUUGUUAAAAUGGUGCGUGAUGCCUUCAACGUGGAGAAGGACGUCCCGUUUCAAUUUGGACUUGUUGGAUUGCAUCCCUGCGGGGAUCUUGCGGUUUUCUUGAUGAAGCUAUUCCUAUCGUGCCCGGAAGCAAAAUUCAUCAAACUUGUUUGCUGUUGCUACAUGAAACUGAGUACAGUUAAGGACAAGUGUUCCAACUUCGGAUUUCCGACGAGUGCAUUUUGCAAGCAAAGUGGAUUGCAUUUAAGCUACGAAGCAAGGGAAAUUGCUUGCCAUGCCAUCGAGCAGUAUUGCAACAAACUGGGAAGCGAUUACGAAGAGCUGAAGGUUCACGCCUUUCGAGCGGCUGCGGAGAAAAUCAUCGUCAAGUUCCAUCCCCAGUUAAAACAUUCCGGAUUGCGUAGUACGAAGGUGAGCGACCUGAGUUUCGCACAGUACUGCGAAAAGGCAACCAGUGGAAUGGGACUUGAGUUACCGGAGUCGGAAAUUGAAUCGACGGAAGUGAGGACGGAUUUGAGUCACUGGGAACGGGUGGUCAAGUUUUACACGCUACGAUUGAUGUUCGCCCCGCUGAUUGAAUCGAUUGUACUGUACGAUCGGUGGUUGUACCUGCUGGAACAAGGUAUCCAUAGCGAGAUAGAUGUUAUAUUUGACCCAGUUUGUUCACCACGGAAUCAUGCACUGACUGGAGAAAAAUAGCAGAACUUCUAUACUAUUGCA
Molecule: messenger RNA, 1542 nt
Organism: Aedes aegypti (yellow fever mosquito)
Lineage: Eukaryota; Metazoa; Arthropoda; Insecta; Diptera; Culicidae
Product: protein RRNAD1-like
Exons: 3
Coding region: 139-1521 (460 amino acids)
Source: RefSeq, a predicted model, not a curated record